Messenger RNA from Merops nubicus (carmine bee-eater), 1670 nucleotides. RefSeq names its product catenin, beta like 1 (gene CTNNBL1). NCBI's taxonomy places the organism in Eukaryota, Metazoa, Chordata, Aves, Coraciiformes, Meropidae. The annotation marks the transcript as partial. Gene Ontology annotation, cellular component: spliceosomal complex. The transcript is spliced from 15 exons. The record is from RefSeq and is a predicted model, not a curated record.
CCUAACAGAGGGACAAAAAGACCCCGUGAUGAAGAGGAGGAGGAAAUCAAAGCCCGUCGGAAGCAGGCGAGCGCCCGGGAGCACGGGCGGCACCGGGAGGAGGAGUCUGCUCUGCUGGAGGACACCGAGGACGAGAAGAAGAAACUCCUGCAGAUAAUCGAGAGGGAUGGAGAGGAGGAAGAGGAGGAAGAGGAACCUUUGGAUGAAAGUUCAGUGAAGAAGAUGAUUCUCACCUUUGAGAAGAGAUCUUACAAAAACCAGGAGCUGCGGAUCAAGUUUCCUGACAAUCCAGAGAAGUUCAUGGAGUCGGAACUGGAUUUAAAUGACAUCAUUCAGGAGAUGCAUGUGAUCGCCACCAUGCCAGACCUGUACCACCUGCUGGUGGAGCUGAAUGCUGUGCAGUCUCUCCUGGGGCUGCUGGGCCACGACAACACGGAUGUUUCCAUUGCUGUGGUAGACUUGCUCCAAGAGCUGACUGAUAUAGAUACUCUCCAUGAGAGUGAAGAAGGAGCUGAAGUCCUCAUAGAUGCUCUGGUGGAGGGCCAGGUUGUGGCCUUGUUGGUCCAGAACUUAGAGCGCCUGGAUGAAAGUGUGAAAGAGGAAGCUGAUGGUGUCCACAACACCCUGGCAAUCGUUGAGAACAUGGCAGAGUUCCGACCAGAGAUGUGCACAGAAGCUGCACAGCAGGGCCUCAUGCAGUGGCUGCUCAAGAGGCUGAAGGCCAAGAUGCCGUUCGAUGCCAACAAGCUGUACUGCAGUGAGGUGCUGGCCAUCCUGCUGCAGAACAACGAUGACAACAGAGAAUUGCUUGGGGAGCUGGAUGGGAUCGAUGUGCUGCUUCAGCAGUUAUCUGUGUUCAAACGACACAACCCCAGCACAGCAGAAGAACAGGAAAUGAUGGAGAACCUCUUUGACUCCCUCUGCUCCUGCCUGAUGCUCAGCUCCAACCGCGAUCGGUUCCUGAAGGGCGAGGGUCUGCAGCUGAUGAAUCUCAUGCUGAGGGAGAAGAAGAUUUCCCGCAGCAGUGCCCUGAAGGUGCUGGACCACGCCAUGAUUGGCCCAGAGGGUACAGACAACUGCCACAAGUUCGUGGACAUUCUUGGUCUGAGGACCAUCUUCCCUCUCUUCAUGAAAUCACCCAAAAAGAUCAAGAAAAUCGGAACAACGGAGAAAGAACAUGAAGAACAUGUCUGUUCCAUCCUGGCCUCCCUUCUGCGAAACCUGAGAGGGCAGCAGAGGACACGGUUACUGAACAAAUUCACAGAGAACGACAGCGAGAAGGUCGAUAGGCUGAUGGAACUGUAUUUUAAGUACCUGGAUGCGAUGCAGGCAGCUGAUAAGAAGAUCGAUGGAGAGAAACAUGACCUGGUGCGCCGGGGGGAGAUCAUCGACGACGACAUGGAGGACGAGUUCUACCUGCGCCGCCUGGACGCCGGCCUCUUCGUGCUGCAGCUCAUCUGCUACAUCAUGGCAGAGAUCUGCAAUGCCAACGUGCCCCAGAUCCGUCAGAGAGUCCAUCAGAUUCUGAACAUGAGAGGCAGCUCCAUUAAAAUCGUUCGACACAUCCUAAAGGAGUACGCCGAGAACAUCGGGGAUGGGAAGAACCAGGAGUUCCGGGAGAGCGAGCAGAAGCGGAUCCUGGACCUGCUGGAGAGCUUCUGAGGCCUCCG